CGGUGUCUUGUUCGCACCAUCAUCGUGCUACCGUCACGCCAACAAUGGAGAAAUGGCUCCUGUUGAGCGUCUUCCUCGGGAUUUGUGCUCCGCUAACGCAUCAAGUGGUGCCAGAUGGGUAUUACGAGGAAGAACCCGACCCCUUGGAGGACGUUGAAGUCAGAGACAAAGACUUCGCGACGAUACCAAAACUGGAUCGGCAGACCGCAGUGUCCUUCAAGCUCUCGUCUUUCAUCAAUCACCUCCUCAAGGAAAAAAUCUCCCGACGAGAAAUGUUGGAUCCGUCACAACUACUGCGGAAAAACUUGGACGAUCCGUUGUUCCUGAACGACAUCAUCAUCGAUCAACAGGAAAUGUUCAAUUCGAUUCGGGCGAACUUCACGAAACUUCGCAUCAUUGGUCUUAAACACGCGGCUCUCGACAGGGUUGUGAUGAAUCUGUCGGGUCAGAAUUUGGUCAUCGAGGCUUCGAUACCCUAUGUUCAAGUCGUGGGCCGAUACAAUGUUUCCUCGUAUAUCGCGUUCGUCUCCCUCGAAGGCGCUGAGAGACUCACCCUAAACACGACAGGUCUCCAGAUAUCAGUGAAAGCACAUUUCUACAACAACGGCUCCACCUUGCAAAUCUCCGAAAUUGAAGCCAAAGCGGGUGCGGACAGCGUAGAACUCCAACUUCACGGACUUUCGUCGUGGGGGAGCUCGUUAGUGAGCCUGUGCUCGGACGUCAUAUUCGAGAAUAUCAAAGAUGGUCUGAUAGAAGAUUUGAGAAGUGGCUUCAAAGACCGAGCCAACGAGUAUCUCCGUCAACGAGUUUCCCUACCUAAAGAGUUCCAUUACCAUGAAGACGAGCUCCUCAUCGAUGCGCUCCUAUACAACGCGAAUGCCUACGUCUUGCUCAGCAGACACGAUCCCAUGAAGCUGCAACCGUACAUCGCGAAAAUAAAGCAAGAUCUCUACCUCACCGUCUUCUCGAGUGAAUUGAGACUCUACAGAGGCUACCUGAGCGGCCUCUCGACUAUGCGACGCCUCGGAGAUGUCCUGGCGGUUUAUAGCGGCAAAGACGGCAAAACCCUAUCUUUCCAGGCCGAUUUCGGUUUUGAAGGGCUCAAUGCUACGUACGAUUAUUAUGCACACGUAAUGGGCCUUGGACCCGUGGGAACGAUACAGAUGGAUGUGAAGAGGGUUGGCAUCCGACUCGAAGUGUCCCUUAGGCUGAAGAAAUACGCCCAGUUCGUCAUACGUUCGCUGGAGGUUUAUCAGGUCGAAGGCAUUGACACCACGGUGUCCUCCUUCUCCUCGAUUUUCUCUAAACCCUGGAACUUGUUUGCAGGGCUUGGGAGCGGAGAUCCAGCCACCGAGUUGAUUGUCAACGCGGUGACAGCUGCUUUCCGGAGUCAACUCUCGGGCUGGGUCGAAGAGAGCUGCAAGAGAAAUUUCCAGAAGCAACUCGACCACAUAAAGCUGGACAUGCUUCGCUGA
Molecule: messenger RNA, 1475 nt
Organism: Galendromus occidentalis (western predatory mite)
Lineage: Eukaryota; Metazoa; Arthropoda; Arachnida; Mesostigmata; Phytoseiidae
Exons: 9
Coding region: 45-1475 (476 amino acids)
Source: RefSeq, a predicted model, not a curated record